GUACUUUCAUAGACUCUUAGAAUCUACAUACAGCUUUUGCGAAUGUAAGCAAAUAAAACUCCUUAAAGGACGCUCCAGUCGUCAAAUACAGUAACGGCCUAAAUUUCUCUCUCUCUCUCCCUCUCCCUCUCCCUCUCUCUCUCUCUCUCUCGCUGCCAGGGUCAGCCGAGGUGAUUGAGAACCUGCGAUCGGGUAAGAGGCUAUUUAAGAUUUAUAUCACUGGUGAAGAUGAAAAUGAAACAGGCUUUAAGAAGUCUUGAUGCAUUUCCUCGUGCUGAAGAGCACUUGUUGCAGAAGACGCAAUCUGGAGCACUUGUCUCUAUCAUUGGUUUGGUCAUAAUGGCAACACUGUUCUUGCAUGAAUUGGGGUAUUAUCUUACUACACAGACAGUUCACCAGAUGUCCGUUGACUUAAAGCGGGGAGAAACACUUCCUAUCCACAUAAAUGUGACAUUUCCUUCUUUGCCUUGUGAUGUUUUAAGUGUGGAUGCUAUUGAUAUGUCAGGCAAACAUGAAGUGGAUCUUGAUACAAACAUAUGGAAACUCCGCUUGAAUAUUGAUGGCCAUAUUGUUGGUACUGAAUAUCUAUCUGAUCUUGUGGAGAAGGAGCAUGCAGAUCAUAAGCAUGAUGGAGAAAAAGAUCAUCAUGCAGAACCAUCACAUACAAUUCAUACACAUGGCUUUGAUCAUGAUGCUGAAAAUAUGGUCAAGAAAGUGAAGCAAGCAUUGGCUGAUGGAGAAGGGUGCCGGGUUUAUGGGGUUCUAGAUGUCCAAAGGGUUGCUGGAAAUUUCCAUAUUUCAGUUCAUGGGCUAAAUAUUUUUGUUGCUCAAAUGAUAUUUGAAGGUUCCAGUCAUGUGAAUGUAAGUCACAUGAUUCACGACUUAUCUUUUGGGCCAAAAUAUCCUGGAAUUGACAAUCCACUUGAUGGGACAGUGCGGAUUCUUCACGGGACUAGUGGGACAUUCAAGUAUUACAUAAAGAUUGUUCCAACAGAAUACAGAUAUAUCUCUAGAGAAAUUUUACCAACUAAUCAAUUUUCUGUCACGGAGUAUUUUUCUCCCAUGAACGAGUACGAUAGAACAUGGCCAGCUGUUUACUUUUUGUACGAUCUGUCACCCAUCACCGUGACAAUUAAAGAAGAACGGCGCAGUUUUCUCCAUUUCAUUACUCGGCUUUGUGCAGUAUUAGGUGGCACAUUUGCUUUAACCGGGAUGCUAGAUCGUUGGAUGUACAGGCUUAUUGAGACAUUAACAAAACCAACCCCCAGAAGCGUAUUCUGAUAGAGCUGAGGAGAUCUGUUGUUGCCCUCAAUUUGCAUUUGCAAUUAUCCUUUUUUUUUUUUUUUAAAUGAAACUGGUGCAGCAGAAGAGCCUCUAGUUAUUAUGUAGCAGAUGGUAGAUGAAAAUUCCAAAUUGGUUUUUUUUUUUGUUCUUGUUUUGUUCGUUUUUAUUUUUGUUUUCGUUUUGCUUGGCCCUUUCCAAUGAAUCAAAUUGUAAAUUUGCAUUGUGAUUCCUCGCAUUGCAUUUUUAUCUGAUCAACAAUAGGGAUUAUUUUCUUUUUAGUAUGAUGUGUCAAAAGCAUAGAAAGGAUGAAGAUUUGGAGUCCGGUUAAGAGGAAAUAUAAAUGCAAGGUUAUAUUUUCAUUUA
Messenger RNA from Malania oleifera, 1647 nucleotides. RefSeq lists its product as uncharacterized. The coding region runs from base 229 to 1281 and encodes 350 amino acids. Gene Ontology annotation, cellular component: endoplasmic reticulum; COPII-coated ER to Golgi transport vesicle. The transcript is spliced from 12 exons. Lineage: Eukaryota; Viridiplantae; Streptophyta; Magnoliopsida; Santalales; Ximeniaceae. The record is from RefSeq and is a predicted model, not a curated record.